AUGCUGAAAGAAUAUGCAAGAUCGUACAUCACCGGUCAUGACGUCCUCAUCCAGUGGAUACCUGGCCACAUUGGCAUACCGGGUAAUGAGGCCGCAGACAAAUUAGCGGACGUAGCACAUCUUUCGUCAACAAACUAUGUAGUGCCAUUUUUCAAGGCAGACGUGAAAUCGCUACUUCAGUCCAUUUCAAGAGCAGGUAUGGAGGAACAGUGGCAGGAAGCUGAUCGCCGAUCAUCUCUCCUCUUUAAGAUCGACCCGGAAGGGAAAUACAGGUUCCCAUCCGGUACACGGAGGCCCAUUGAGACGCUGCUGCAUCGUUUUCGGUUGAAUGUCCCGUACGGUCAACAGUUCCUCCACAAGAUUGGGCGGGCAGACUCUGCAUACUGUUCAGUGUGUGCGACAGUGGAGGACACUGAGCACAUUCUCCUGCAUUGUACAAAGUAUGCUCCACAAAGGGCUAGGUUGAUGUAUACCCUCGACCGCCCUGACAACAGGCGUUUCGACGUGGUGAAAGUGCUCGGACUGUGGGACCCAAGAAAACGAGACACUGCCUUUGCGGCACUUGAGAACUUCCUUGUGAGCUGCGGCAUGGAACUCAUAUUUUAG
Molecule: messenger RNA, 606 nt
Organism: Ornithodoros turicata
Lineage: Eukaryota; Metazoa; Arthropoda; Arachnida; Ixodida; Argasidae
Exons: 1
Coding region: 1-606 (201 amino acids)
Molecular function (GO): nucleic acid binding; RNA-DNA hybrid ribonuclease activity
Source: RefSeq, a predicted model, not a curated record